GCUGUGUGGCGGAUGUGGGUUGUUGUCGGGAUCGCGGUGCUAUGGCUGCUGGCUCCGCUGUGCUGCUGACGCGGGCUCUGGAGGCGCUGGAUGUUGGUGGUGCAGCAGAUAAGAUUAGUUUGAUACCUCAAGACUUCUUUGCAGAACUAUGUGAGCAGAUAAUUCAACAUCUUAACCAUAAGAUCCCAGGUGUAAAUACAGUUGAACUGUGUCAGAGACUGCAGACAUCUGGGAUUGAGGUUAAUGUUGGUGACCUGGCAAAAAUAACUAACACUGUGUCCUUUUUGUUUAGCACAGCAGCCAGGAACAAUCUCUCUACGGAGGAGCUCAUCGCUGCCUUGGGCAGCACGGUCAACACGCUGCCUAAACAUGCGAUACAGGUUAUUCGUCACGUAUGGAAUGAGCAGGGCAAAUCUGUUGAUGUGUCAGAAGAUAAAGGAAAUAUGACCACAGUGGGCCAGUUUGUAGAUAUUAAAUGGAAACUGGGAGUUGCAAUGAGCUCUGACACCUGCAGGUCUCUGAAGUAUCCCUAUGUUACAGUGACACUAAAAGUAGCAGACCCCUCAGGACAAAUAACCAACAAAUGUUUUGAAAUGACAGUCCCACAGUUCAAGAACUUCUUCAGGCAGUUCAAGGAAAUGGCAGCUGUUCUUGAAACAGUUUGAACAGAACUGUUCUUGAUACUGAAAUUUCUGAGAGAUUUGUAUCAGGUAAACUUUAUGUCCUGUGCAGAGCAAAUACAUGCCUUGCUGAACACUGGCAGUAUCCUUAUCCUUUUGGUGGGUAUUUGUCACAGUCAUCCUUACAGUGCUGUGAAGUUUUCUUCGCUUCUGAAAACUUGAAGCCAAUUCUGUUUAUAAAAGUGGUCGGCUUUGUUUAUCCUGAUAAACAAAAGAUCAGGCUCUGUACAGAAAAAUGUCACAGUAGGCUUUUUGCUCUCUGAGAGUGAAAAACUACAUUUAAGAAACUACACAUUUAGCUCCAGAAUACAGAAAGAUGUGAAAAUGUUAAUUUGACUGAGAAAAUACUAAGAGAAGUAUAAAUCCCACAUUAAAGUUUCGUCUGUAAAAUUGAGAUGUGGUUGGAAUCAAUAGUAAUAUUAACUGUAUGGAGUAUAUGAAAUUACACAUGGCAAGCAUACAGUUAUUCUUGAAGAAUAGCAAUGCCAAGUAGUUAGUUGCAGGUAUUUGCACACCAGGCUUUCAGUUUUCUUUUAAAUGGAAUAUGCACUUGUUCUAAUGGCUUGACUAUUUUGAAUACUUAUUUCUCAACACCCAGACUUCUGAAAAUUAAAUUUCCCUGGAAACCUACUUUUUUCUCCAAAAUGAAGCCUGGAGGUUAGUUUUAAAUAUAGGAAGAAAGUUGAAAUUAAUUCCAGAGCAUUUUAAUGUGUUUUUUCCUUUGUAUUUAAUCCAGCUCUAAUCUGUGGCACUCUGCUUGAUGUUCUUCGUAGCAGCCUGAUUUCUGAUUAAAUUAAAAUAUUGAUGUGGCUGCCUCACUCUGUGCUCUGAACUAGAAAAACUGGGAAGAGGCUUAAAAGUUCAGGCUAGUGCAUUAAUCAUACACAUCAGAGAAAUGACUAUACUGAAAGUCAACAAGUGUUUGGCAGGAGUCUGGUGGACUGCGUUGCUUUCUCACGCAGAAAAUGUCCUAACCAGAAAAAUUUUGACUUUGAUUCUGAAGGUGAAUGGGGACAUUUUCAAAGGGAGAGUGAUAAAUGGUAGUAUGCUUGCAUUUCAUUUUUUUCUUCUGUUUAACCUUUAGAACUAGAAGUAUAGCAGGGUCUUUAAAAAACACUACUGUUGCAUUUCAAGACUUGCUGGUAAUGUAGUAAGGCAGAUAAAUCUGAAGAGAGACAAUUCACGCUGAUAAGCUGCUGGAAUUUAUGCUGUGGCUUCAGACUAAGAAGCAGUGUUGUUGGGACGGAUCUUUACAUAAGAACAUCUGCCUUUCUAAUGCACGUAAAUAGUUUAGUAACUUUUCUUAGAAGCUGGCUGAACAUCAGUGAUGCAAGUUAUGCCCACUUUUGUCUCAUGAAAAUGGACUGCAACACAGAGCAGACUGCAGUCCUUCCUAUAGAGAUACACUCCCACUCUGUAAGCAUUAUGCAUAGUACAUAAAAACAGUACUUGGAGUUACUUACAUCUCAAAUAAAUGAAACGUUGUCUUUAACAAAAGACAGUAGAAGCUUUGGCCAUCCUUCCUCUGUGCUGCAGAAGUCAAAGGUAUUUGCUUCAUGUCUGGGGAGAGCAGAAUGUUGUUCUGUUGACUGUGUCAGUAGAGUGCCACAGGAUGGCAAACUGGAAGUCUUAUCCUCAGACCUUUUCCCUUAUCAGAUUACAAGGUUUGAAUGUGGUGCAAAAAAUCAUCUCUGUGUUUGGAAAAGUGAUAGGAGCAGAUGAUAUUUUUCACUGUUUACUUUUUUUUUUUUUUUAAGUUGAAAUGUAGGGCUUCUGUAGCCAGAAAAUAUUGUUGUGCUGUGGCCUAGUGAAUUAAUUGGUUUUAAUCACUGUAAGAAUUCCAGAACUUCUUGUUGUUGGUGGUGCUUUUAUUUUGUAAAGCUAGAGCAUUACAAGUACUUCCAUUUGUUCUAGUGCAUUUAAGUUUUUCAGAUAGCUGGAAAUAUUUGUGCCUUCUCUAGAACUGGAUGGAAGAUUUCAUUAAUAAUGUCUUAGCUUCUAGAAACAGCAGUUUAGUACAUUCUGAAAGAUAGUGAGGAAAAGUUCAGUUAUCAUUCUUGUUUGGCCCAUAACCAAGGGGCAAAAAAAAACCCCCAAAAACAAAAACACCAGCUUCUGAAGAGUAUAACUGUUAUGUUUUUUCAAAUUAUAUGUUCCAGAUGUACUAAUGAAUGUUUUUGAAGCAUCACUGCACUCUUAUCAAGUUGGAGGGCUGGGUGGAAAUUGCCUAGGCAUGUGUGAUACACCAGCACAACUGUCUGACAAUUUUGAGGUGUUUAUGGACACCUAGGAGAUGUGAUUAAAAGCUGGCUCUGUACUCAAACUUGGAGGUUUGUCCUGAUCAGUAUCUGUAGGAAUUCCUAUACUGAGUAAUGGAAGAACUACGUAUUGUAUUUUAAAAAACGAAUACUUGGCAGGGUAGCAAUAUGAACGUGUUCAAACAAGCUCUUGAAUUGUUUGUUGGUAUGUGCAGGAGCCAAAUAUUUUCAAAGAGAAUCGGAUGUUCCUGAUGUGUUCCUAAUUCUACUUGUUGAUUGAGACAAAAUAGUUUAACACAAAUAUUUUUGUAAAUUCACAAACAUUCAUUAAACAUGGAGGUAACAAAAAUAAAA
Molecule: messenger RNA, 3292 nt
Organism: Centrocercus urophasianus (Greater sage-grouse)
Lineage: Eukaryota; Metazoa; Chordata; Aves; Galliformes; Phasianidae
Gene: COMMD6
Product: COMM domain containing 6
Exons: 7
Coding region: 42-665 (207 amino acids)
Molecular function (GO): NF-kappaB binding
Source: RefSeq, a predicted model, not a curated record